ACAGAGGCUGCAGAUGCGGUUGAGAGGACACAGGAUGAAACAGGGUACAUUAUUGUGCUCUCUAGUUCUACUGGUAACAAUAUUAUGUGCUGUACAAGCAGUAGCUGAAUACCGAUUACCAGAUGAUGUAGUUCCUCUGGAAUACAAGCUGGAUCUUCUAGCUCCCCCGGGCAAGAUUUCUUCUAACAAGGAUAGAAUGUACAACGGCAAACUGUGGAUAACUGUAGAAUGUAAAGUGGAUACAAAUGUUAUAAAACUACACAGCAAAGAAUUGAAAAUAUCUACAAAAGGUAAAAACCAACUAACAGUCACUGAAAAAGAAAAGCAAGAGAAACUCAAUGUUCAUAGGACCGAAAUGCAGCAAGAAAAUGCCCACUUAAUCAUUGAACUUUUGAAACCACUAGAAAAGGAUAAAACCUACGUUGUAUAUUUGUAUUUUGAAGGAGAAUGGUCUCAUGGUCUAAUGGAAGGAUUUCACCGUAAUAACUUUAAAGACGAGUGGGGACAUAUCAGGACGUAUGCUAUAAAAAAGAAUCGUUUUGGCGCUCAUGGUGUUUUCCCUUGCUUUGACGAACCACGAUUCAGAGCCAAGUUUUAUAUAUCCAUUGGUGUAAGGAAACCCCACAUUCCAAUCACAAAUAUGCCCCAGAAACAAGAAGAGAAUAUUUUUUCCAGUGAAAUCAAGCGCAAGAAUGUACCGAUACUGAUCAAAAUACUUCAAACACUGAUAUUGUGGAAGAGUCAAAUAUUAAGAGGAGAGUUUGGAAUAAACUGGUACACAUUUGAAGGAACUCCACCCAUCUCCCCUCAUCAAGUGAAUUUUCUGAUCUCACCUCUUCAGAUGGAUCAACUUAUGAUUCCUGGAACAACUACCCCUCUCCGUGUUUGGGCACAGGGUUCAUCCCUUAUUAACUUAAAGGUUGCUGUAGAAGACUCAAAUAAAUUUGUAGCUUCAGUGAUUUUACCCUCUGUAAAUUUCUACAAAGAUUACUUUGGCGUGAACUGUCCACUUCCAAAUUUGGAUUUGGUGUCAUUUCCAAGCUCUGGGCACGAUUCUACUUUCGGAAUGAUAAUUGAAGAGGAAAACACGCUGGUUAAACAUGCCGAGUUGAAAGAGAGCAUCAGAAUGGCACACAACGUGGCUACCAUGUGGCUGGAUGGUAUGGUCACCUUCAGUUGGUGGAAUGAUUAUUGGUUCUCCUGGUCAUUGUCUGAACAUCUAGCCACACUUGCCGUGAACCAUCUUUAUCCCGGUUGGAAUAUAGCCAGUCGGUAUUUCGUACACCAGACUUUAAACAUUUACAAGGAAGAACCCGGAAACUCUUUCCACACAGUUUUAAUGCCUAUCAAAAAUCCAGAAAGUGUUUUAGAAAACUACCUCCAAGGAGGAAUAUUUUUUCAUAAAGGCCCAGUGUUGAUUCGAAUGGUGUCCAUGAUCAUUGGAGAGGAUACUUUUAAAAAAGGAUUACAAGCAUUUGUUGCUAAAUAUCAGUUUUCAAGUGCAACAGCCAAGGACCUAUGGGAAAGUUUGUUCAACAAUGUACAGGAUCCAAAGCUUAUAAAAGAAGGGAUUAGUUUGGAAAAUGUUAUGGAAAACUGGCUUACAAAGACUUCUUAUCCACUUGUCAUAGCGACAAGAGAUUAUGCAACAAAUAAAAUCACAGUGGCCCAGCAACUUUAUGUAAUUGAAGAAAACCCUUCAGAGCACAAAGAUUGUUGGUGGAUACCGCUUACUUAUUCAACGUCCCAAAAGCCUGAGUUUAGUAAUACCAAGCCUGAGAAUUGGCUUAGUUGUGAUGAGAGAACAAUGACUUUUGAGAUCGAAGCUACGGACAAGGAAUGGGUUAUUUUAAAUAAUAAAAUGGCAGGUUUAUACAGAAUAAAAUAUGAUACUAAAAACUGGGAUUUGAUAGCAGCUGCUUUGAAACAACCAGACUUCAACAAAAUAGACGAGCUGAAUAGAGUUCAGCUACUGACUGAUUCAUGGGAUAUGUUUACUCAUGAGCUGAACUACAAAACAGCUUUUGGAAUAAUUAAUUAUUUAAAGCAGGAAACAGAUUAUUUGCCUUGGAGGGUUGCUCUUGACAGAAUUAAAAUUGUUGGAGAAAAAAUAGCCAGGAUGGCUGACUAUGAUGUUUUUGAGAAAUACAUGGCAAAUUUGAUGACCAAAGUUUAUGAAAAAGCCAACGAAUUGAGUAAAUCUAAUGAUGGGAAAACAGACAUAGUACAAAUAAACUACAUCAUGAUAGCAGCUUGUGAAUACAACAUACCUGAAUGUAAUAAGAAAGCUAAAGAACUGUAUCUAAAAUGGAAAGAAACCCAGAUUAAGUACCAUAAAUUACCUAUAAAUACACUUCAAGAUCUCAGACCCAUGGUAUUCUGCAAAGGAGUUCAGAGCGGUGAUUUGGAGUUCAUGCUGAAAUAUCACAGAGGAACUACAAAUGAAGAUGAAGAAGCUGAUCAAGUCCUACAUGCUUUAAGCUGCUCAGAAAACCCUGAAGAACUCAAAAGGUACCUUGACUGGUCGAUUUCUGACAAAUCUAUGAUAAUACCUCAGUUCUGUAUUGAUGCUUUUAACCAUGUUGUGAAAACCAGAAUUGGUUAUUCUAUCGCCUAUGAGUUUUUCUUCAGGAACUUCAAAGAGAUUUAUGAACAUGCUGGUCGAGGGGUUGGUAUCCUUAACAUGUACAUGGCUUCCCUAAUUGACCAAGUUACUUCUGAGGAGGAAUUAGAAAAGUUGAAGGUCGAUAUCAAGAAAGUCGAAGCAGCAGUCGAGAGGUUGAAUGAUGUUGAUGAGGAUCUGGAAGACAGUUUCAGUGAAGCUCGGGCUAGAUUUGAUUGGCUGAAAAAGCAUUACCCACCUUUGAUUGAAGCAAUCAAAGAGCAGUCUAAUCUUUAAUA
Molecule: messenger RNA, 2901 nt
Organism: Macrosteles quadrilineatus (aster leafhopper)
Lineage: Eukaryota; Metazoa; Arthropoda; Insecta; Hemiptera; Cicadellidae
Product: aminopeptidase N-like
Exons: 16
Coding region: 14-2899 (961 amino acids)
Biological process (GO): peptide catabolic process; proteolysis
Cellular component (GO): cytoplasm
Molecular function (GO): peptide binding; zinc ion binding; metalloaminopeptidase activity
Source: RefSeq, a predicted model, not a curated record